GGGGCGUUCCAUGCAAUGGAAAAAUCAGCUUCUGGGCACCUCCUUUUACCUGAGAAAGGAGGCUCGCGUGGCUCCCUUGGUUUCCUGUGCAAGUUGAGGAAAAUGACAACUCGCGUCAUUCUCUUCCUGGCCUUGCUUUCCAUCCUCGUCGCCGCUGCUCAUGCACGCGGCCACCAUAAGGGUAGGCAUGGCCGCCAUUUGGCCGCUCAAAAUGUCACUUACGAUGGUAAGUCACUCUUCAUCGACGGCAGGCGCGAGAUACUCUUCUCCGGCUCCAUCCAUUACACACGAAGCACCCCACAGAUAUGGCCUGACCUUCUUGACAAAGCAAGACGCGGAGGUUUGAACGUGAUUCAAACCUACGUGUUUUGGAACGCUCACGAGCCAGAGCAAGGACAAUUCAACUUCCAAGGCAAUUAUGACUUGGUCAGGUUCAUUAAGCUUGUUCAAGCUUAUAAUAUGUUUGUCACACUCAGGGUUGGGCCAUUCAUCCAAGCAGAGUGGAACCAUGGAGGACUUCCAUAUUGGCUUAGGGAGGUCCCAGGGAUCAUAUUCCGCUCUGACAAUGAGCCCUAUAAGAAUUACAUGCAGGGAUUCGUGACAAAGAUUAUACAAAUGAUGAAAGAUGAGAAGCUCUUUGCUCCCCAAGGAGGCCCCAUCAUCUUGGCUCAGAUUGAGAACGAGUAUAACCAUAUUCAACUUGCAUAUGAGGAGAAGGGAGACAGUUACGUCCAAUGGGCUGCAAAUAUGGCUGUGGCACAACAAAUUGGAGUUCCAUGGGUCAUGUGCAAGCAGAGAGAUGCCCCUGAUCCGGUCAUCAACGCAUGCAAUGGAAGGCAUUGUGGUGACACUUUCUCAGGCCCAAAUAAGCCAUACAAGCCAGAAAUAUGGACUGAGAACUGGACCGCUCAGUACAGGGUAUAUGGUGAUCCACCGUCCAGGAGAUCCGCAGAAGACAUUGCCUUCUCAGUUGCUCGCUUCUUCUCCAAGGGUGGAAAUUUGGUUAACUACUAUAUGUACCACGGUGGAACAAACUUUGGUAGAACAAGCUCUGCCUUUACCACAACCCGCUAUUAUGAUGAGGCGCCUCUUGAUGAGUACGGUCUCCAAAGAGAACCUAAGUGGAGUCAUUUGAGGGACGUGCACAAAGCUUUGCUCCUUUGUAGAAAGGCUAUCCUUGGUGGCAUUCCCACUGUCCAAAAGUUGAACGAGUUUUAUGAGAUUAGAACCUACGAGAGGCCUGGAACUGACAUGUGUGCUGCUUUCCUCACUAACAACCACACCAUCGAGCCAGCCACCAUUAACUUCAGAGGUGUAAACUACUAUUUGCCUCCACAUUCCAUUAGCAUCCUCCCUGAUUGCAAGACCGUCGUCUUCAACACCCUAAACGUUGUUUCACAACAUAACUCAAGGAACUUCGAGAAGUCACCCGCUGCAAACAAUUUCCAAUGGGAGAUGUUUAACGAGGCCACUCCAACGACCAAGAAAAUGCCCAUAUACCAGAAUAUUCCUGCUGAGCUUUACGGCUUGCUUAAGGAUACCACCGAUUAUGCUUGGUACACCACCAGCUUCGAGUUGUGUCAAGAAGACAUGCCACUGGUCCCCGGGGUGGUCCCAGUUCUUCGUGUUAUGAGUCUUGGACAUUCCAUGGUUGCUUUUGUAAAUGGAGAUAUCGUUGGAACUGGUCAUGGAACACACGAAGAAAAAUCUUUUGAGCUCGACCGACCAGUACAGCUAAGAGUUGGAACCAACUACAUUUCACUCUUGGCUAGCACGGUUGGACUUCCCGACAGUGGAGCUUAUAUGGAACAUAGGUUCGCAGGACCAAAGUCCAUAACCAUCCUUGGUCUCAACAAAGGACCACUUGAUCUUACUGCCAACAACUGGGGUCAUUCGGUUGGUCUGAAGGGUGAGGGCAUGAAAGUUUUCACUGAGGAAGGAGCAUUGAGGGCAAAGUGGAAGCCAUUGAGUCCAGUUCCACGUCCUAUCACAUGGUACAAGACAAGAUUCGCCACCCCAGAGGGAAAUGGUCCUGUUGCCAUCAGAAUGACUGGUAUGGGAAAAGGACUCAUCUGGGUGAACGGUCAAAACAUUGGUCGCCACUGGAUGACAUUCCUCUCUCCACUUGGACAGCCUACUCAAUCAGAGUACCACAUCCCAAGAUCUUACCUGAACCCACUAGACAACUUGCUAGUGAUAUUUGAAGAGGAAGGUGUAGCUCCGAACCAGGUAGAGAUCCUGAACGUGAACAGAGACACAAUCUGCAGCUUCAUUUCAGAGAGUGAUCCUGCGAAUGUGAACUCAUGGGUAUCAAGGAGGGGUAACUUCCAUCCAAUAGUGGAUGUUGUGGGACCAGCAGCGACACUGGAGUGUGAAACAGGGAAAAAGAUUGUGGCUGUGGAGUUUGCAAGCUUUGGAAACCCCACUGGAAACUGUGGAGGCUACUCUUUGGGAAGCUGCAAUGCUGCUGCAACACAGCAAAUCGUGGAGCAGCAAUGUUUGGGGCAACCAACUUGCACGGUUGCAUUGAACCGCGCAGUGUUCAACCAGAAUGGCGCGGAUCUUUGUCCGGAUCUCCUGGUGAAGGACCUCGCUAUCCAAGCUAGGUGUUCCUGAAUCAGUGUCUCUUUGGUGGCUUCAUUUGGCAAAGUAGAGCCCAGAAGCUCAAAAUCACAUUGGAUUUUUGUAUCUUUCUACUUACAUUCAAUGUUCACAACGUUUCUUUACUUUGAAAUUCGUUACAUAAAAAUGACCGGAAUUCAGUUUUGAUUGCUA
Messenger RNA from Cajanus cajan (pigeon pea), 2775 nucleotides. The record is from RefSeq and is a predicted model, not a curated record. Lineage: Eukaryota; Viridiplantae; Streptophyta; Magnoliopsida; Fabales; Fabaceae.